Molecule: messenger RNA, 2433 nt
Organism: Hirsutella rhossiliensis
Lineage: Eukaryota; Fungi; Ascomycota; Sordariomycetes; Hypocreales; Ophiocordycipitaceae
Product: fungal specific transcription factor domain-containing protein
Exons: 2
Coding region: 1-2433 (810 amino acids)
Biological process (GO): DNA-templated transcription; regulation of transcription by RNA polymerase II
Cellular component (GO): nucleus
Molecular function (GO): zinc ion binding; RNA polymerase II cis-regulatory region sequence-specific DNA binding; DNA-binding transcription activator activity, RNA polymerase II-specific
Source: RefSeq, a predicted model, not a curated record
AUGUCUGGGCGAAGCGAGAGCCCGGAGUCCGACGGGGCCGACGAGGGUCGCGCCGGCAGCUCCGACCAACCGCCGGCGCGCAAGCGGCAGCGCGUGCGACUCAGCUGUCUCGAGUGCCGGCGCCGCAAGCUGUCGUGCGAUCGCGGCUUCCCCUGCGAGCGCUGCAUCAAGAGCGGCACGCCGGACCGGUGCAGCUACGAGGCCCGCAACGGCGACGUCGUCAACGCCGCCUCCGGCCUGCCCCCUCCCUUUCCCCAGCUCGACUCCCGAAGGUUCGGCAUCGGCGGCGGCGGCGUUGGCGACGCCGGCUCCGGCUUCUCCCCGCGCGAGGACCAUGACCGCAUCAGGAGGCUCGAGCUGGAGAUUGUCCAGCUCAAGAACCAGCUGGCGCGCCCCGGCGCCGGCGGCUCCUACGACGGCAGCACCGUCGCCGGCACCAACUCGCCGUCCACCCACAAGGACGACGUGCCGGGCGACGGCGGCGGCGGCGGCGGCUGCGACGCUGCGGCGGCGGUGCAGGAGUGCAUCGACGCGGGCAACGUGUGCGGCGAAAAGGGCGAGCUGCGCUUCUUCCGCGGCAAGGGCUUCCGGACGCGCUACUUUGGCCCGCACAACGCCAGCAUGGCCUUUGUCGAGCUGACGGGCCUGUGCCCCUUCAUGCGCGAGACGGCCGACGAGUGGCUGCGGCCCGUCAUCCUGCACGACCGCAAGGACCGCAAGCGCCGCAAGGAGGAGCGCGAGGUGCUCUUCGCGCAGCCCGACGCCUGCCUGGCGGCGCUGCUGCCGACGCGCGAGGAGACGGACGCGCUCGUGUGCGUCUACCUGGACCAGUUUGAGCAGAUCCACCGCAUCGUGCACAUGCCCACGUUCCGCAGCGAGUACGCCGACUUCUGGAAGGCCGGCGGCUCGCGGCGGCACGCGGCCUUUACGGCGCUGGUGCUGUCCAUGAUGGCCGUGGCCAGCUGCGUCCACACGCACAGCAGCCUCAAGUUCAUCGGCAUGAUGUCCAACGCGCGGCACUGGGCGGAGCGGUGGAUCGGCGCCUGCGACGACUGGCUGGCGCGGCAGAGCCAGAAGCACCGCAAGCUCAUCCACUUCCAGGUGGCCUGCCUGCUGUACCUGGGCAAGCGCGUCAACACCAUCAAGAAGAAGCGCUUCUGGACGGGCGCCGGGGCCCUGAUCCAGGACGGCAUCGCCGUGGGCCUGCACCGCGAGCCGAGCCACAUGGCGGGCAACAUCAGCGUCUACAACCAGGAGAUGCGGCGGCGCAUCUGGACGACGGUGCAGGAGUUUGACAUGCAGGCCUCGUUCGACCACGGCCUGCCGACGCUGCUGAGCCAGCUGCACUACGACUCCAACCCGCCGCGCAACCUCGACGACGACGACUUUGACGAGCAGACGACGGUGCUGCCGCCGUCCAAGCCGCAGGCCGAGUACACCUUUUCCUCCUUCCAGAACCUCGCGCGCCACAGCCUGCGUCUGCGCCUGGAGCUGAGCCGCCUCCUGACGGGCCCGCUGUCCGAGAUCGACUACGACCAGGUGAUCCGAUACACAAACGACCUGACGCACGAGAUUGACGCGCUGCCGUCGUGGGACCUCGACACGGACAAGGCCAAGAGCAAGAAGAACCCGCUCAUCGCCUACACGCUGCUGCACGUCCAGCUGCGCCAGUACAUCAUCCCGCUGCACCAGCCGUACCUGAAGCUGCGCAAGCAGAACUCGAAGUACCAGUACUCGGAGAUCAUCUACUACAACGCCGCGCGCGACAUUGUCCUGCUGCACGACAAGCUGUACGAGCAGGGCAUCCGGGCCCUCAACUUCCUGCGCGAGGACGCCCUGACGACGGCCAUCAACCUGUGCAGCGUCACCAUGCUGCAGCCGCGCGGCUCGACCAACAUGAUUAUGAUCAACUCGCACCACACGCUCAAGCUGAUUGAAAAGUGCAUCGGCAUGAAGGAGGAUCGCCUGCUGCAGUGCGGCAACAACGAGCCGUGGGGGUACUCCAUCAUGUGCGCCGCCCUCGGCCUGCUCGAGGCUCACCUGGGCACCAAGACGCCCGAGAUGGCCAAGUCGACGUCGGCCGAGCGGUUCGUCAACCUGCACUACAGGCUGUUGUCGAACCAGGAACCCCCCGUGUCGUCUUCGGCUGACAACCCGCUGCCGGCCACCCCCGUCAGCGGCGCCGCCCUGUCCGCGCCGGGCAUGGGGCCCAGCCCGGGCCUGGAUCUGCCCGACAGGGCCAAGUCUGUCACGCCCUUUAACUUUAACCCGACCAUCUCCUCCGUGUCCGUCGACCCAACCGCCCCAGGGUCGUGGAUUCUUAGCGGUGCCGGCGCGGGCGACCAGGCGCAGCCCUUCAACCUCGACCCGAGCCUGGAGCUGCUGGGCCUCAAUCUGAACGAGCUGUGGGGGGAAUCGUGGGAACUAGGUUAG